CCUCGCAGCCUGCAAACUACUUAACACCUUCUCUCCGCCGUCGUCCUGUCUUCUUCUUCCUCUACAGCCGUGCAAACCCUUCUCUCUCUCUUUCCUUUCGUUGUUCGUCCUUCGGUCGUCGCUCUCGCGUCUUACAGUCCUUCUUCUGCCUUGCUUUUCGCGUGCAUUCACUCUCAUUCCCUCCGCUCUUUUUCUUCAUUCUUGCCGUUCCACCAUCACCACCAUGCUCGACCUCGACCGCGCCGCCCUCGAUCUCUUCAUCGCCUCCCCGGUCUCGCCCCAGAUGAUCGCCUACCUCGUCUCCACCACGCAGACCGUCAUCCGCUGCGAUUCCGCCGACAGCGCUCCCGGAUACCCCUACUCGCCCCCUGCCUCGCCCGCGGACGAGCAGCCCCCCGCGCAGCAGCCGCGCCUGCCCUCGCUCACCUCCUUUAUCGCCACGCUCGUCACCCGAUCAAACGUGCAGGUCCCGACUCUCAUGUCGACGCUCGUCUACCUCUCCCGUCUGCGUUCCCGCUUGCCUUCUAUGGCUCGUGGCCUCGCGUGCACCUGCCACCGCGUCUUCCUCGCCGCCCUGAUUCUGGCGGCGAAAAACUUAAACGACUCGUCCCCCAAGAACAAGCACUGGACAAAGUACACCGUCGGCUUGUUCUCGCUCGCUGAGGUUAACCUCAUGGAGCGCCAGCUGCUGUUCCUCCUGGACUGGGACCUGCGCAUCACGCAGGACGAUCUGCUCACUCACUUUGCGCCUUUCCUCUCGCCGAUCAAGAACGAGGUCCGUCGCCAGGAGCAGGUCAACCGCGAGCGCGAGUUCUUCGCCCGCAAGCAGCAGCAGAUGCGCGAGCGCGAGGAGCAGCAGGCUGCUCGGGAACAGUUUUACCACAACGUUCCGCACCGGAUACAAUCGCAGUCCGGCCACCACCAUUCCUCGUCUUCUUACAUCACUCCUCCUCUUUCACCCGAGUACGCUUCCGCCCUUUCAAUGUCGGUCUCGUCUUCUUCAUCCUCAUCUUCAUCCACUUCCUCCCGCAUGCCACCACCUCUCUCCUCCUCGUCGUCCUCGUCGUCGAUCGCCACGACUGCAAGCUACUCUGCCAGCUCAGUGAUCUGCCUUCCCUCGCCAGAAGCCGACAUCAACGACAGCCUCGACUACCACCAGCACAGCCAGCGCAGUCUGCUCGACGACGAUCUCUACCUGUGUUCGCUCGACGACGCUCAUGCCGUCGGCCACAACCACCACCACGAUCAAAGCCACACCGUCAUGGCCGUCGCUCCCCAACCUUCGCACAAGCGCAUGCUCAAGGGCAAGGCCUCUGGUCUGAUUGCAAAGUUCUGGGGCCAACAGCGACCUGUCUCUGGUGUCGUUGCCUAAUUUGAUCUUUUUUGAUAAUAUUUUUGGGGAGUUAUAAUGUAUUGUGAGUUAAGGCGAUCGUAUUUUUGGUUUUUCAUCGUUACUAUUUAAUGGCGUUUUCACUUUUUUUUGUCGUUACGUGUCUUAUCGUAUUGGGAUGUUUAUAUUAUAGAUUUUUUUGAUUCACGGAUUUUGUCAAGAUACAUACAUUAAUGGUACAUAUCUAAAUUUUGCA
Molecule: messenger RNA, 1586 nt
Organism: Myxozyma melibiosi
Lineage: Eukaryota; Fungi; Ascomycota; Lipomycetes; Lipomycetales; Lipomycetaceae
Exons: 1
Coding region: 224-1372 (382 amino acids)
Biological process (GO): regulation of cyclin-dependent protein serine/threonine kinase activity
Cellular component (GO): nucleus; cyclin-dependent protein kinase holoenzyme complex
Molecular function (GO): protein kinase binding; cyclin-dependent protein serine/threonine kinase regulator activity
Source: RefSeq, a predicted model, not a curated record